AUGCCCUCUUCCGCCCCCGUCUUCUCCACACCUCUUACGCGAUUGUUCAAGAUCAACCACCCCGUCAUGCUGGCUGGCAUGAAUGUUGCUGCUGGUCCCAAGCUGGCAGCAGCUGUUACUAAUGCUGGUGGGAUUGGUGUAAUUGGCGGUGUUCGCCAAAGUCCCAAAUUUCUGCAAGGCUCAAUCAACGAGCUCAAGAGCCACCUGGAGAAUAAAAAUGCUCCCUUUGGCGUCGACCUGUUGAUUCCGCAAGUCGGUGGGAGUGCUCGCAAGACCAAUAUGGACUAUACCGGCGGCCAACUUCCCGAACUUAUUGAUGUUAUUAUUGAAGGAGGUGCCUCCUUGUUCGUCUGUGCUGUCGGUGUUCCUCCCAAAUGGGCCGUGGACAAGUUGCAUGCUGCCGGUAUCCCCGUGAUGAAUAUGAUUGGCCACCCAAAACAUGUAGCUAAAGCACUUGCUCAGGGUGUUGAUAUCAUAUGUGCCCAAGGUGGCGAAGGUGGUGGUCACACAGGCGACACUGCGUUCUCCAUCUUGAUUCCCGCGGUCGUUGACCUUUGCAAAAACGCAAAGAGUCCAUUGACAGGCGAGCCUAUUCUCGUGGUCGCGGCAGGAGGUAUUUCAGACGGUCGGGGCUUGGCCGCUGCUCUUUCAUAUGGGGCGUCGGGUGUUUGGGUUGGCACCCGUUUUGUCGCUAGCGUGGAAGCAGGCGCACCGAAGACUCACAAGGAAAUGGUAGUUUCCGCAGGAUACGAUGAUGUCGUACGCACAUUAAUCUAUUCUGGCCGGCCUAUGAGUGUCCGCAGAACGCCUUAUGUGGAUGAAUGGGAAACGAAGCGAAGUCAAGAAAUCCAAACGUUGGUUUCCGAAGGAAAAGUCCCCCAUGAAGUCGAAAUGCAAAAUCACCCUGAAAGAUCUCUGGCAGGCAGAUCAUGGCUAAUGGGUCGCGUUGCUGGUUCAAUUAAGGAUAUUAAGCCCGCCAAAGAAAUGCAAAUAUGUAGUGUUGAUGAGCUUGUUCAAACCGCCGCCCAAAGUUUAAACGCCGCUGUAUCUCUCCAAGUUCCACGGCCGAAGCUUUGA
Psilocybe cubensis is the source of this 1077-nucleotide messenger RNA. RefSeq names its product Putative monooxygenase. Lineage: Eukaryota; Fungi; Basidiomycota; Agaricomycetes; Agaricales; Agrocybaceae. Gene Ontology annotation, molecular function: nitronate monooxygenase activity. Bases 1 to 1077 code for a protein of 358 amino acids. The record is from RefSeq and is a predicted model, not a curated record. The transcript is spliced from 11 exons.